This is a messenger RNA of Aspergillus candidus, 490 nucleotides long. RefSeq lists its product as uncharacterized. The transcript has 2 exons. Lineage: Eukaryota; Fungi; Ascomycota; Eurotiomycetes; Eurotiales; Aspergillaceae. The record is from RefSeq and is a predicted model, not a curated record. Bases 91 to 363 code for a protein of 90 amino acids.
GAUUGAUAUAUUUAUCAAGCUUCCUUGAUGAUAUUCUUUUAUAAAUAUUUCAAUCCCCUCCUUUCGUGAAGUUUAAUCGCAUAAUUAAAUAUGUCGGAUCAAACCCCAGCCACAAGUGACGGAUCUUCGAGAUUUACAAUCUCCUCCGAUUUUCCCAACCUCCAUAACCAGAAGGAGUCCGACGAACUUCACUACGAUGAACGCACAAGAGAAGCAACGGGCCUCCAAUCCCAACCAGAUCAACAAACGUGCGAAACAGAAGACCAUUCCUUCCAGGGGACCAAGCCCGGUAAGGAGUCGGACACUUUGCCGGGAUGGGAGACCGUGAAGGAUGGGGUGAAGGGGUUGACGGGGUCUCGUUGAGUGGGUCUUUCUUGUAUGACGAAGUGUGAUCGGACAAAGUGUAUAUACAGUGAUUAUAUGAGAUGCGUAUAUUGUUGUGAAUAGUGUGAAUAGGCAGCGGAAGGUCCCAUGGAAAGUGGGUGGUCUA